Molecule: messenger RNA, 1962 nt
Organism: Saccharomycopsis crataegensis
Lineage: Eukaryota; Fungi; Ascomycota; Saccharomycetes; Ascoideales; Saccharomycopsidaceae
Exons: 1
Coding region: 1-1962 (653 amino acids)
Biological process (GO): SRP-dependent cotranslational protein targeting to membrane, translocation
Cellular component (GO): nucleus; cytosol; cytoplasm
Molecular function (GO): ATP-dependent protein folding chaperone; ATP binding
Source: RefSeq, a predicted model, not a curated record
AUGACACAAGCUAUUGGUAUUGAUUUGGGUACUACCUACUCUGCCGUUGGUAUUUACCAAUCUGGGUCCGAAAGAGUUGAAAUUCUCGCCAACUCGCAAGGUAACAGAACUACCCCAUCUUUUGUGUCUUUUACCGACACCGAACGUCUCAUUGGUGAUUCCGCCAAGAAUCAAGCUGCUAUGAACCCAAAGAAUACUGUGUUUGACGCUAAACGUUUGAUUGGUAGAAAGUUUGAUGACCCAGAAGUUCAAGGUGAUAUUAAGCAUUUCCCAUUCAAGGUUAUCAACGAUGGUGGUAAGCCAAAGAUCCAAGUUGAUUACAAGGGUGAAACCAAGGUGUUUACUCCAGAAGAAAUUUCCAGUAUGGUGUUGACCAGUAUGAAGGAAACUGCCGAAGCCUUUUUGGGUGGGAAGGUCACUGAUGCCGUUAUUACCGUCCCAGCCUACUUCAACGAUUCUCAAAGACAAGCCACCAAGGAUGCCGGUUUGAUUGCUGGUCUUAACGUCUUGCGUAUUAUUAACGAACCAACCGCUGCUGCCAUUGCUUAUGGUUUGGACAAGAAGGAUGACGGUAAAGGUGAACACAAUGUUUUGAUCUUUGACUUGGGUGGUGGUACUUUUGAUGUUUCUUUAUUGUCUAUUGACGAAGGUAUUUUCGAAGUUAAGGCCACUGCUGGUGACACUCACUUGGGUGGUGAAGAUUUCGAUAACCGAUUGGUCAACCACUUUAUGCAAGAAUUCAAGCGUAAAAACAAGAAGGAUAUGUCUUCCAACCAAAGAGCUUUGAGAAGAUUGAGAACUGCUUGUGAAAGAGCUAAGAGAGCUUUGUCAUCAUCUACCCAAACUUCAGUUGAAAUUGAUUCUUUGUUUGAAGGUAUUGACUUUUACACUUCCAUCACCAGAGCCAGAUUUGAAGAAUUAUGUGGUGACUUGUUCAGAUCCACUUUGGACCCAGUUGAAAAAGUUUUGAAGGACUCCAAGAUUGACAAGUCUCAAGUCCACGAAAUUGUCCUCGUUGGUGGUUCUACUAGAAUUCCAAAGGUUCAAAAAUUGGUUUCUGAUUACUUCAAUGGUAAAGAAUUGAACAGAUCUAUCAACCCAGAUGAAGCCGUUGCCUACGGUGCUGCUGUCCAAGCUGCUAUUUUGACUGGUGACACUUCUUCCAAGACUCAAGAUUUGUUAUUGUUGGAUGUCACCCCAUUAUCCCUUGGUAUUGAAACUGCUGGUGGUGUUAUGACCAAGUUGAUUCCAAGAAACUCCACUAUUCCAACCAAGAAGUCUGAAACCUUCUCUACUUAUGCUGACAACCAACCAGGUGUUUUAAUUCAAGUGUUUGAAGGUGAAAGAGCCAAGACCAAGGACAACAACUUGUUGGGUAAGUUUGAAUUAUCUGGUAUUCCACCUGCUCCAAGAGGGGUUCCACAAAUUGAAGUUACUUUUGACAUUGAUGCUAAUGGUAUUUUGAAUGUUUCUGCCCUUGAAAAGGGUACUGGUAAGACCAGCAAGAUCACCAUCACCAACGAUAAGGGUAGAUUGUCCAAAGAAGAUAUCGAAAGAAUGGUUUCCGAAGCUGAAAAGUUCAAGGAAGAAGAUGAAAAGGAAGCCGAACGUAUUGGUGCUAAGAACGGUUUGGAAUCAUAUGCUUAUUCUUUGAAGAACACUAUUGGUGAAGCCAAUUUCAAGGAAAAGGUUGAUGCUGCCGACUUGGAAACUUUGGAAAAGGCCAUUGACGAAGCAAUUUCUUGGUUAGAUUCCAACACUACUGCUACUACUGAAGAAUUCAAGGACAAGCAAAAGGAAUUGGAAGGUGUUUCUAAUCCAAUUAUGACCAAGUUCUAUCAAGCUGGUGGUGCUCCAGGUGCCGCUCCAGGCGGUGCUCCAGGUGGUUUCCCAGGUGCCGCUCCAGGUGGUGCUGCUGAAGCUGAAGGUGCCGCCGGUCCAACCGUUGAAGAAGUUGAUUAG